Messenger RNA from Cooperia oncophora, 702 nucleotides. Lineage: Eukaryota; Metazoa; Nematoda; Chromadorea; Rhabditida; Trichostrongylidae. The record is from the annotation of a GenBank genome assembly.
AAUCCUUUGGCUGUUCUUUUCAAGGAAGUGAUCAGCGAUGAAGAGAUCAAAAUAGUUGAGGAGUUGGCCAUACCCAGGCUGGCCCGUGCAACAGUCCACGAUUCCACUUCGGGUAAACUUGUCCAUGCCAGCUACAGAAUCAGCAAAAGUGCAUGGCUGAAAGGAUGGGAGCACGAAGUUGUUGACCGCCUCAACAAGCGUAUCGACAUGAUGACCAAUCUUGAAAUGGAAACAGCUGAAGAACUGCAAACCCAAAAUUACGGUGUUGGUGGUCACUACGAUCCACAUUUUGAUCACGCAAGAAAGGAAGAAACUGAAUCGUUCAAAUCUCUUGGCACAGGAAACAGGAUCGCCACUGUACUUUUCUAUAUGACAGAGCCGACGUACGGUGGUGGCACUGUCUUCACCGAGGUCAAAUCUGCCGUACUUCCCACAAAGAAUGAUGCGCUGUUUUGGUACAACCUCAUGAAGACGGGAGAUGGCGACGCGAGAACUCGUCAUGCCGCCUGCCCGGUACUGCUUGGAGUAAAAUGGGUCACGAAUAAAUGGGUCCAUGAACGAGGAAAUGAAUUCCGUCGUCCAUGCGGCCUGAAGAUGUCGGAUGGUGAACGGUUCAUCGGUGAUCUCGGUUUUGGACCGGAGCCAAGAGAUGCUCCAAAUCUGAGCCCAGAUUUGUCCAAGGAUAUUUUCAACACCAUCUAA